CAUCAAAGCGCGACCGACUUAGCGGUGAACAAAAGCGCUCCAUUUGGCCGACUGAGCGAAGCGGCUUCGACCUCCUCGCGGGCUUUUGGUGGGAGCCGGACGCUCUGCUUCGGUUUCUUAUCGCCUCAAACACCCGCGAACAUGUUUUUACGUUAUUCUCUGCUGUUUUGCGGGAGAGGAGCCGCAAAACGAUGCACGUCCUCUCUGGCUGGUGAAAACGUUCUUCCGCCCAACUUGCUCCUGCCCGCCAACCUGCGAGAUACGCCGAGAACCGGGCGCCCGCCUCCCCCUCCUGAUUGCCCGCUGCCCGUCCUGCGUUUUUGCACCGCCGACAUUCCCUCCCACCGAAGCGCCGUGCGGCUAUGGGUGGACGCUCUGGAGGGCCCCGGCGGUGACCCGCCGGGCCUGGCCGAACUGCAUCCCGACGUCUUUGCCGUCCCCCCGAGGCUGGACAUCCUGCACAGCGUGGAAGUGUGGCAGAGGAACUACAAACGCAUCAGUCACGCCAACACCAAGGUGAGAUCGGAGGUACGGGGCGGCGGUCGCAAACCCUGGAAGCAGAAGGGCGGGGGCCGCGCUCGCCACGGCAGCAUACGCUCGCCCCUUUGGAGGGGAGGGGGCGUGUCCCACGGCCCCCGGGGCCCCACCAGUUACUACUACAUGCUGCCCAUGAAGGUGCGCGUCCUGGGGCUCAAGGUGGCCCUGAGCUCCAAGGUGGCCCAGGGUUCUCUUCAUGUCGUGGAGUCCCUCGACAUCCCGAGUCCGGACUCGCGGGACCUGCUUGAUGACCUCAGACUCAAAGACUGGGAGGAGUCGCUGCUCGUCGUUGACGUAGGGGACAACUUUGGCGACAACAUCCUGAAGGCCACGGCCCCCCUCAAGACCGUCAACCUCAUUCCAGCCGUGGGUCUGAACGUGCACAGCCUUCUGAAGCACCAAGGGUUGGUGCUCACGCUGGAGACGCUGCGCUUCCUGGAAGACAAGCUGCUGUGGCACGACCGGCGCUACACGCCGCUCUACCCGUUUAAAUUGCCCUACGCCGACUUCCCCUGAAUCUCUCCUCCCGCGUAUGAGUGCGUUUGUUGUCUUGGUUUGAAUAAGAAGUCACGGCGAUGAUA
This is a messenger RNA of Hippocampus comes (tiger tail seahorse), 1118 nucleotides long. It is a transcript of the gene mrpl4, whose product is annotated as mitochondrial ribosomal protein L4. The transcript is spliced from 9 exons. Gene Ontology annotation, molecular function: structural constituent of ribosome. Bases 142 to 1053 code for a protein of 303 amino acids. Gene Ontology annotation, biological process: translation. NCBI's taxonomy places the organism in Eukaryota, Metazoa, Chordata, Actinopteri, Syngnathiformes, Syngnathidae. The record is from RefSeq and is a predicted model, not a curated record. Gene Ontology annotation, cellular component: ribosome.